Molecule: messenger RNA, 1131 nt
Organism: Penicillium subrubescens
Lineage: Eukaryota; Fungi; Ascomycota; Eurotiomycetes; Eurotiales; Aspergillaceae
Product: cupredoxin domain-containing protein
Exons: 4
Coding region: 1-1131 (376 amino acids)
Source: RefSeq, a predicted model, not a curated record
AUGCUGUUCGCACAGCGAGUGCUUAGGCCACUUUUCAUCUCGGUCGCCUUGACGAGCCUUACAUGCGCCGCACAGACUUACUCUGAUAGCUCAUCGACGCCAACAUCUGGGAGCAGUUCAAUAACUUCCACUUUCUCCACCUCCACGACGACAUCGACUGGCAGCGUGACACAUACUGUUCAAGUCGGACCUAAGUCGAGUCCACAUGCAUACGUUCCACAUAAUCUCACGGCCAAUCCUGGCGAUGUUGUGGUUUUCGAAUUCUACCCGACAAACCACUCGGUCGUGAAAGCAGACUUUGGGGCGCCAUGUGUGCCGGCCUCUGGGAGUUACUUUUAUUCUGGGAUGUUUAAUAGCUUCAGUGAGAAUAAUGGUCAACUGAUUGGUCCGCCACCGACCUGGUCAGUGGUUAUCAAUGAUACUGAGCCAACCUUUUUCUACUGCACUGCGAUCGGCUCAUGCCUGGAAAAUGGAAUGGUGGGCGUCAUUAACCCGAACUCGACGGAAACCUUCCAAGACCAAUAUAAGAAAGCCCUCACAUAUCCCUAUAUGCUGGUACCCGGCCAGUCUAUGCCCGCCGAAGGUGGUGGGUCAACAAUGACCGGAAAUUCAACCUCAACAACAACCACAAGUGCAACCGCCAGCGCGACCACAAGCAGUGCCCCAUCUGGUGGAGGUGGAGGCGGAGGGUUGAGUGGCGGAGCGAUUGCCGGCAUUGUGAUCGCAGCCGUGGCGUUCGUUGCUAUUUUGGUCACACUGUUCUUUGUUCUCGGUCGCAAUCGUGUAUAUUCACAAUGGAUGUCCUCCCAGGACGGGCGGACCGAGCGUACAGCGAGAUGGGCUUUGUUCAACAACACCGGAGGCUCGCUUGGCAACCGCAAGAGUGAACUCGACAGCAAUACUGCUAGAGCGCCGGGCACAGAUGUCACCUCUGUUGGUAGCCCAGACCCGACUAUGCGCCAGUUCUCGCCCGCUCCCGAAUCGGUAUCAGGGUUUGGAGGCUCUUCGCCUCGCCAGAAUUCUGGCCAAUGGAAUUGGGAUAUUCCGCAAAAUUCGCGCAGUCCCCGUGGUCCAUCUGAGCUGGAGGGCAACGCCAUGAUCCAUCAGCUUCCAGAUAGGAGGGGAUCAUAG